ACCCGUUUCCGCUUUUCCGCGUACCAGUAUCGGUGCUACAUAGCUGUUCACUAAACCUUCUCCAGUUCUCCUUCUGUAGGGUUUUUCAUCCUUCUCUCGAGCACUAAAAAUGACUAAGCUGAGGAAGCUGAAUCGCCCAACUGGUCAUCGAAUGUCCAUGCUCAGGACAAUGGUGUCGCAGUUAGUCAAGCAUGAGCGUAUAGAGACCACUGUCGCUAAAGCUAAGGAAGUCCGUAGGCUUGCUGAUAAUAUGGUGCAGCUUGGAAAAGAGGGUACUCUGUGUGCUGCAAGGCGUGCAGCUGGCUUUGUGCGCGGUGAUGAUGUUCUUCACAAGCUGUUUACUGAACUGGCAUAUAGAUACAGAGAAAGAGCUGGUGGAUAUACAAGAUUGUUAAGAACACGUAUUCGAGUUGGUGAUGCUGCUCCUAUGGCAUAUAUUGAGUUCAUUGACAGGGUAAAUGAACUUAGACAAUCAAAACCACCCACCCCACAGCCACCACAAAGACCAGCCAUGGACCCAUGGACAAAGUCUCGGCUCUGCAGGCAGUUCGCACCCCCUAAAGAGGAGAAAAGUUCUGACUCUGAGGGUUGAAAAAUAUUAAGUUACAUAUCAAAUACAUGGAAGAAUUUCUCUUCUCUUGCAGUUUGUAUCUCCAAAUCUGUUACUCCCUUCUUUCCAACAUGUAAGUUACACCGGUGCUUGCACGCUUUUUACGAAAAUAAAGAACAUUGUUUUUAUUUUAGAAUUGUAAUCUUGUAGAUGUCAGAAAGAUUGGUAUGAGUACUGGAAAAGUAACAGAUGAAAUUAUAGACAAGUUGAUUAACUGAAAAUGUAGAAAGCUAGUGUAGCUAAAACAGAUGGUGCUUGUGGGGCUGAUGUGGACAUGGUUUCGAGUGGUUACAGAAACCGUUACCAGAAGUGCUAGGUCCUGGCCGGUAGGUGGACAUGGCUGAUUUUGGCUAGGUUUGGGGUUUUGGAGGCCUUUCCGAUCCCCUAUAACGUAAAUUGGUGAAAUUGGUCUGGUUCUAGGUAGGGCACAUGUGGUUCUAGAUAAUUUUUUUUAUUUUAGAUCGUCUCUUCUCCGAUUUCUUGGCCUGUAACAAAACCGUUGCUGGAUUGGUUGAUAUGGUCUUAUUUGGAAGAAUGCAUUUAAAUU
This is a messenger RNA of Cuscuta epithymum, 1157 nucleotides long. NCBI's taxonomy places the organism in Eukaryota, Viridiplantae, Streptophyta, Magnoliopsida, Solanales, Convolvulaceae. The record is from the annotation of a GenBank genome assembly.